CUGCCAUCCGACCGAUCGUAGAUACGCUUUGUAGUGCUUUUCUUUCAAGUAACCAGCGGGAAAGCUCCUCGAAUAUCCUGAAGCCGUUGCGGUGCGUGGGGGGUGUUAAAACCCCCCGGUUCCGCCGGCCGCGUUUCGCUAGACCCAAAGGCGGCCUGGGAGCUGUGGUGGUGCUUCAGACGACCAACUUUCGACCAACUUUCAAUUCCAAGAGCCCUUGAGGCCAUUCUCAUGUCUGGUAGUCCGUACCUUUUCCCAUCGGUCUGAAGAAACAGUCUCUCCGGUCAUGUCUGGUCGUUUCGUCCGUUCGUCGAAGUAUCGACACGUCUUCGGGCGUUCUACGAGAAAGGAACAAUGCUACGAUAAUCUCCGGGUCUCCAGAAAUGCUUGGGAUACCAACCUCGUCAAGGUCAACCCCAAAUAUCUGUCGGUAAAUUGGGAGUCUGGCGGUGGUGGUGCAUUCGCUGUCAUCCCUCUCGAGGAGCGGGGGAAGCUCCCUGAGAGAAUCCCCCUAUUUCGUGGCCACACCGCGGUGGUGCUCGACACGGACUGGAAUCCGUUCAAUGAUGACUUGAUAGCUUCCUGCUCCGAUGACGGCAAGAUCUUCCUUUGGCGUGUUCCUGACAACUUCACCCUCCGCCCGGAUGUAGAACCAGACGACAUCCAGGACAUUGCCCCCGUAGGCAAGCUCAGCGGUCAUCCUAGGAAGGUUGGACACGUGCUCUUUAACCCCGCCGCUGAGAAUAUCCUCGCCUCGGCCUCCGGAGACUUCACAAUCAAGAUUUGGGAUAUCGAGGCUGGUGCUUCCAAGUUGACGCUGAAUAUCGGAGACGCGGUGCAGUCGCAGUCCUGGAGUGCCAACGGUUCUCUUCUCGUUACAACCUCGCGAGACAAGAAGCUGCGAGUAUGGGAUGUCCGCCAGGAGCGCCCUGCGCAAGAGACACAGGGUCAUUCGGGUGCCAAGAACAGUCGAGCUGUCUGGCUGGGUGAGCACGACCGCGUUGCGACUACAGGCUUUUCAAAGAUGAGUGACCGCCAGCUGGCUCUAUGGGAUAUCCGUGCCCCCCGCGAACCCAUCAAUGGCUUCAAGGUCUUGGACUCCAUAUCCGGUGUAUGCAUGCCGUUCUGGGACGAUGGUACGCAGUGUCUGUACCUCGCUGGUAGAGGUGAUGGUAACAUCCGGUACUUUGAGUACGAAAACGACAAAUUCGAGUAUCUCGCGGAGUACAAGUCGGGCGACCCUCAGCGCGGAAUCGCUUUCAUGCCCAAGCGCGGUGUCAACAUGCACGAGAACGAGGUGGUUCGGGCCUACAAGACGGUCAACGACACUUACAUCGAGCCGGUCUCAUUCAUCGUGCCGCGGCGCUCGGAGAUGUUCCAAGACGAUAUCUACCCCCCUACCAUCGGUCUUAAGCCGGCUAUGAGUCCUUCAGAAUGGUUUUCCGGCAAGGAAGCUAUUCCCCCCAAGAUCUCGCUUGCCAGUCUGUACGAUGGGGCUGGUCUGAAAGAAGUCACUGGCGUGCAGGACGCGCCUACGUCGACUAUCAAGCCUGCCGAAGCAGAAUCUAAGCCCGAGCCUGCGAAGAAGGCCCCAGAACCCGCACCGGCAGCAACACCUACUUACAGGGCGCCUCCACCCUCAAUGAAAGACCAGGGAGCGUCUAUGGCAGCUAUGGUCAACAAGUUCGCUGAUGAUGAAGAGAAGGAGGAGGCAGACGAUAGCUCCAGCUUCGAGGAGGUUUCCAAGCCCGUGGAACGGCCUUCUAUUACUGUCUCCCCCACAAAGGAGAAAGUGGUCGAGUCCAGGCCCAGUCCUAGCGCCAGCCAGCCAACACCGGCUUCUGCCGCCAGCACUCCCACUGCAACGGCUACUUCACCGGCAUCGGCAACUUCGAUCCCGACGGAUGCGGUCCAGCGAGAGAUGCAGGCCAUCAAGGAACUUAUUGCCGAGCAGACGAAGACAAUCGCAUCUCAGGCUGAGCAUGUUCAACAGCUGACUAACGAAAUAGAGGCCUUGAAAGCUAAGCUGGGAUAAACUGAACAAUGUUUCGCCAGCAGUAUUCAGCUGCAAUCGAACGCCAGACCCGCUUAAUCCUGAUUUAGGGGCGUCGACACCAGCUCUUCUUGUCACAUUGUCAUACGAUUCGUGUUCUCCAGUCAGGUUAGCUGACAGGCCAUCCAGGGACCAUGCUUGCCUCGUUGUAACUACAUUUCAUUGUACAGAUUUCUAGUCACAUCAAUGUUGAUCGGU
This is a messenger RNA of Paecilomyces variotii, 2251 nucleotides long. RefSeq names its product putative actin-binding protein. The transcript has 9 exons. Gene Ontology annotation, biological process: actin filament organization. Gene Ontology annotation, molecular function: actin filament binding. The coding region runs from base 287 to 2035 and encodes 582 amino acids. The record is from RefSeq and is a predicted model, not a curated record. NCBI's taxonomy places the organism in Eukaryota, Fungi, Ascomycota, Eurotiomycetes, Eurotiales, Thermoascaceae.